AUGCGCUCGGGCUCUCAGAACUACAUCAACAUCGACGAAUACCGGGCAGAGCGGCGCGCGAGCACGCCGUGGUACUGGCGUCUGGUGGCCCUCGCUGCCUCGUGGAUGAUACUGGGAGGAUACCUUCUACUCCCCGGCCUGUACGCAAAAGACGCGCAGCUCCGGUUCAGAGAAUCAGUGCUCUCCGUGUUUAUCGUCGCGCUCCUCACAGCCGGGUACUCCUUCACAGCGCUGCUCUGCUUCGCGUGUCGCAAUGAAGUCUUCCAAGCCGAGGGCGUCUUCCUCCCCGCCCUGACAUCGUCCGCCCUAGGCCUCCUCUCCAUCGCCUACAACUUCUCCUGCUCGCGCAGCUACACAUGGGCCAUGCCCGCCAUCACGGGCGUCGUCGUCAGCACCACGGCCACCCUGCUCUACAGCGGCCUCCUCAUCUGGCAGCACCGCCGCAUCAUCCACAUCAAAGCACACUCGCGCUCGCCCGAAAACCUCUGGAGCGACCAGACCUUCUACACAAACUACGUCCAGAACAUGUACCCGACUGCCGUGACCAACCACACACAUACGCGAUCACCCCCGCCGCCCCCACCACAACACCCCACGGAGGACGACCGCGUCAAUCAGCAAAUGGCCCUCCUGCAGAUGACAGACUCGAGGCCUAGUCCUGACGCGAAUAGCUCGACUUUCAGGAUCGAUAUGCCCGAAGAUAGGAAUGGGGAUAGGCCGGAGAAUCUGAGCGAGAGACAGGCUUGGGAUCACUGGCAAGAGCGCGGGCGCACUGCGCAGCGGCCGGUUAGUGCAGGGGCGGCGAGCAAUCACUCGAGGGGGUUGAGUCGGGAGGAGAGGAGGAGGGAGAUUGAGCUGGGUCAUGCGUGA
Molecule: messenger RNA, 870 nt
Organism: Dothidotthia symphoricarpi CBS 119687
Lineage: Eukaryota; Fungi; Ascomycota; Dothideomycetes; Pleosporales; Dothidotthiaceae
Exons: 3
Coding region: 1-870 (289 amino acids)
Source: RefSeq, a predicted model, not a curated record